Trichomonas vaginalis G3 is the source of this 558-nucleotide messenger RNA. Its product is annotated as spectrin binding. Gene Ontology annotation, molecular function: protein binding. The record is from RefSeq and is a predicted model, not a curated record. The transcript has a single exon. NCBI's taxonomy places the organism in Eukaryota, Parabasalia, Trichomonadida, Trichomonadidae. The coding region runs from base 1 to 558 and encodes 185 amino acids.
AUGACUUCACCUUGGAUCUAUAUUAUUGAUUUUCUACUUGAAAACGGUGCUGAUCCAACAAUGCGCUAUGAAGGGAAGACAGCUCUAAGAUUAUGCAUAGAAAAUGAUUUCGAAGAUAAUGUAAAACAUCUAAUACAGCACGAUACCAACGAUAUUCAGCUAAAAUUCGAAAAUGAUAUGACGUAUAUGCAUAUUGCUAUUAAACAUGGCAAUCCUAUAUUUGUAAGAUACAUUAUUGGAGCUAAUAUCUUCCAAGAGUAUUUAGAUGAGAAUGAUAAUAGUUAUCUACACUAUGCAGCAUUAUCAGAUAAUAAGGAAAUCAUUAAACUUAUUAUUAAUUAUCAGAAAAAGAUAGCUUUAACAUAUAAAGAUGGAAUGACACCUCUGAUGAUUGCUGUUAAAAAUAGUAACACAAAAUUUAUUAAUGAAUACAUGAAGUACCACGAAAACUAUUGGAUUCCAAUCAAAGAUUUUUAUCGUUCAUUAUUCUAUUCGAUCAUUCUGAACAACAACACAUUUGAGUAUUUUCUUCCUUAUUUUGCUACAUAUUUUGAAUAA